This is a messenger RNA of Sphaeramia orbicularis (orbiculate cardinalfish), 2928 nucleotides long. RefSeq names its product chloride channel, voltage-sensitive 4 (gene clcn4). NCBI's taxonomy places the organism in Eukaryota, Metazoa, Chordata, Actinopteri, Kurtiformes, Apogonidae. Gene Ontology annotation, biological process: transmembrane transport; chloride transport. The record is from RefSeq and is a predicted model, not a curated record. The coding region runs from base 167 to 2476 and encodes 769 amino acids. Gene Ontology annotation, cellular component: early endosome; Golgi apparatus; synaptic vesicle. Gene Ontology annotation, molecular function: voltage-gated chloride channel activity. The transcript is spliced from 12 exons.
CGAAGAAGAAGGACGCAAUCUCUGACGCUGUCUGUUUAUUUCUUGUUAUUUAAAGGCCAAUUUAUCGUUUUACCGAAGCGAAAAUGACCGAACCAGUGUACCUUGGGUAAAUCACCGGAAUAAAAGACACAUUUGCUCCCUAAAACUGCCAGGACGGAGCGGAAACAUGGAGGCUGGAGAAGGUGUCAGCAGUGCCACGCCCACAGAGGAGAUGAACGGAGCAGGAAAUCUGAUGGAUUUUUUAGAUGAACCCUUUCCAGACGUCAGCACAUAUGAAGACUUUCACACCAUCGACUGGCUGAGGGAGAAAUCCAGAGACACAGACCGCCACCGCAAGAUCACCAGUAAGAGUAAAGAGUCCAUCUGGGAGCUGAUCAAAAGCCUGCUGGACGCCUGGUCGGGGUGGGUGGUGAUGCUGCUCAUCGGACUCCUCUCAGGUACGCUGGCGGGUGUGAUCGACCUGGCCGUGGAUUGGAUGACGGACCUGAAGGAGGGCGUGUGCUUGUCGGCGUUCUGGUACAGCCACGAGCAGUGCUGCUGGACGUCCAACGAGACGACCUUCGACGACAGAGACAAGUGUCCGCAGUGGCAGAAGUGGGCGGAGCUUAUGACGGGCCACGCUGAGGGCGCUGGAGCGUACGUGUUGAACUACUUCCUGUACAUUUUGUGGGCGUUGCUGUUCUCCUUUCUGGCCGUGUCGUUGGUGCGAGUGUUUGCUCCGUACGCCUGUGGAUCUGGAAUCCCUGAGAUCAAGACGAUCCUCAGUGGCUUCAUCAUCCGGGGCUACCUGGGGAAGUGGACCCUGCUGAUAAAGACGGUCACCCUGGUCCUGGCGGUGUCGUCGGGUCUCAGUCUGGGGAAGGAGGGGCCUCUGGUGCACGUGGCCUGUUGCUGUGGAAACCUCUUCUGCAGCCUCUUCUCCAAAUACAGCAAGAAUGAGGGAAAAAGGAGAGAGGUGCUGUCGGCGGCUGCGGCUGCUGGGGUGUCAGUGGCCUUUGGAGCGCCCAUCGGAGGAGUCCUGUUCAGCUUAGAAGAGGUCAGUUAUUAUUUCCCUCUGAAGACCCUGUGGCGUUCCUUCUUCGCCGCUCUGGUGGCCGCCUUCACCCUGCGCUCCAUCAACCCGUUCGGAAACAGCCGCCUGGUGCUGUUCUACGUGGAGUACCAUACGCCGUGGUACAUGGCCGAGCUGGUGCCCUUCAUCCUCCUGGGCGUGUUCGGAGGUCUCUGGGGGACUCUGUUCAUCCGGGCCAACAUCGCCUGGUGCCGGCGGAGGAAGACCACCCAGCUGGGGAAGUACCCGGUCCUGGAGGUCAUCGCCGUGACAGGGAUCACCGCCGUCUUGGCGUACCCCAACCCGUACACGCGCCGCAGCACCAGCGAGCUGAUCUCGGAGCUGUUCAACGACUGCGGCGCCCUGGAGUCGUCGCAGCUCUGCGACUACAUCAACAACCCCAACAUGAGCCGACCCGUCGACGACAUCCCAGACCGACCGGCGGGACCAGGGGUCUACAACGCCCUGUGGCAGCUCGCCCUCGCACUCAUCUUCAAGAUCGUCAUCACCAUAUUCACCUUCGGCAUGAAGAUCCCGUCCGGUCUGUUCAUUCCCAGUAUGGCGGUGGGCGCCAUCGCCGGGCGGAUCGUCGGCAUCGCCGUGGAGCAGAUGGCGUAUCACCACCACGACUGGAUCAUCUUUAAGAACUGGUGUCGUCCCGGUGCGGACUGCGUCACACCUGGACUCUACGCCAUGGUGGGAGCGGCCGCCUGCCUCGGCGGUGUGACCAGGAUGACCGUCUCCCUGGUGGUCAUCAUGUUCGAGCUCACCGGCGGGUUGGAGUACAUCGUCCCCCUGAUGGCCGCCGCUGUCACCAGUAAGUGGGUGGCGGACGCCUUCGGUAAAGAGGGCAUCUACGAGUCCCACAUCCAGCUGAACGGGUACCCCUACCUGGACGUCAGGGACGAGUUCACCCACCGCACGCUGGCCACCGACGUGAUGAGACCCCGCAGGAACGACCCCCCUCUGGCCGUCCUCACCCAGGACACCACCACGGUGGAGGACGUGGAGACGCUCAUCAAAGACACCGACUACAACGGCUUCCCGGUGGUCGUCUCCCGGGAGUCGGAGAGGCUCAUCGGCUUCGUCCAGCGCCGAGACCUGACUCUGGCCAUCAAGAACGCCCGUCAGAAGCAGGACGGCGUGGUGAGCAGCUCGGUGGUCUACUUCACCGAGGACGCGCCGCAGCUGCCGGCCAGUAACCCGCAGCCGCUGAAGCUCCGCCGCAUCCUCAACCUCAGCCCCUUCACCGUCACCGACCACACGCCCAUGGAGACGGUGGUGGACAUCUUCCGCAAGCUGGGCCUGCGCCAGUGUCUGGUCACCAGGAGCGGGCGUCUGCUGGGCAUCAUCACCAAGAAGGACGUCUUACGCCACAUGGCUCAGAUGAUGAACCAGGACCCGGAGUCCAUCAUGUUCAAUUAACUCCGUCAGUUGUAAAUAGGCAAAGCCGGUGCAAAUCUACUGUACUGCAACCUGUCAGCCCCCCCACACACACACUUCCUGUCAGCUGCCCCCCCACUUCCUGUCAGGCAAGUCCUCGACCUGCAGCCACUGCAGCAGCUUCCAUGUGUUUGAGACGCUUUUGCAGCCACACAUCACGCCUCAUGCAAGAACAUCCGCAGUGUCAUAGUGGUAGUUAGUGCCUGUUCUGUCCGCCUGACGUUCAGGAAGAGUCUCAUAUCUCAACUCAGAUCAGCUCAGGUUCCACAUUCAGCCCAGGAUCAUCUGAAGUGGACUGGACCAGUACAACAGUUACAGAAGAACCUCUAAAUAAUAAUCUGUUUUUUAUGUGUGAAAAAAGUACAUUUACAUUAGGAUGUGAAUAACCUGAACAACCAUGAACAGCCUGAUGCUGCUUAAGAAAAAUAAGUUAA